GGGGCGGAGCUGGGGAGCGGGUGGUCACGGCGUCUGCGGUUGGGUUUGUGUUGGGAGCUCAGCUAAUGCUGGCAGGCCUGAGUGGAGGUUGAUUCCAGGAAGAGGCGAGUCGCCGCAGCCCGGUAGUAUUUGCGGCCUGCACCACGGUAAGACCAUGAAUUAUGGCAUUUCUUAAAUGAAGCAUUCAGGAAUGAAGUGAAAGUCAUAACAAAUAGAAAAUAAGUGAUUUCUAAGUUAUGUCUAUUAAUUUGACUAUAGAUAUAUAUAUUUACCUCCUUAGUAAUUCACGAAGUCUUUGUGGGAAGCAGAAAAGCAAGCAACUACAUUUCUUGUGCUCACCUAAAUAUCACUGGAAAAUAAUCAGUAUACAAAGAGGUUUUCAUACAAGCAAAAUAAGAUGUAAAGGGACCAAAAGUGAAGCCUCUGCUUACAGUAAACACUGUUACUCUCCAAGCAACAAUGAUUUACACACCGGAAUUUUGAGACUCAGCACUUCUGCUCCCAAGGGACUUACAAAAGUGAGCAUUCGUAUGUCCCAUAUUAAAAGUACUUUAACCUCUGUUUCAAAGGCUCUUUUUGGAAAUCAGAAUGAAAUGAUCUCACAUUUAGCUCAAUUUAAGCGAAAUUCUAUAACAUUAAGAAAAGUGUCAGAUGGUCGCUGGUUAAAACAGAGAAACAUUAAACAAAUCAUCAAAUCUCUAAAAAAUUAUAGUGACAAAUCAACAGAAAAGAGUUCUGUUCCAGAAAAGCAAAGUCGCAUUAUAGAUAAAGACGAAAAUAUUGGUAAACAAAGUGUUUUUCAUUACACAAGUAGUAUAACCACAAAAUUUGGAGAGUCAUUCUACUUUUUAUCCAAUCAUAUUAAUUCAUACUUCAAACGUGAGGAAAAAAUGUCUCAAAAAAAGGAAAACAAACAUUUCCAGAAUAAAUCAAAACCUGAAGAUAAAAAGGUUGAAGAAGAGAAAUCUAGUUCUCCAGAUCCUGGUGUGCUGACUGAUAAGAAGCCAGACUCAGAAUUUUCUUCAUAUACUGUGGAUAAGCCUGAAAGUCCCAGUGGGACACCCGAGGUUCUUCCAGUUUCUACUAAACAAAGUAUUGCUAACUUCCUUUCUCGUCCCACUGAAGGUGUACAAGCUUUAGUAGGUGGUUAUAUUGGUGGACUUGUCCCUAAAUUAAAGUAUGAUUCAAAGAGCCAGUCAGAAGAACAGGAAGAAGUCACCAAAGCUGAGCAGGCUGUCAGCAAAGAUAAAAAUGUAGAGGAGAAAAAGCGUUUAUCUCUUCAGCGAGAAAAGAUUAUUGCAAGAGUGAGUAUUGAUAACAGAACCCGGGCAUUAGUUCAGGCGUUAAGAAGAACAAGUGACCCAAAACUUUGCAUUAAUAGGGUUGAAGAAUUGACUUUUCAUCUUCUAGAAUUUCCUGAAGGAAAAGGAGUGGCUGUCAAGGAGAAAAUUAUUCCAUAUUUAUUACGAUUGAGGCAAAUUAAGGAUGAAACUCUUCAGGCUGCAGUUAGAGAAAUUUUGGCUUUAAUUGGCUAUGUGGAUCCAGUGAAAGGAAGAGGAAUUCGAAUUCUUACAAUUGAUGGUGGAGGAACAAGGGGUUUGAUUGCUCUUCAGACACUGCGAAAAUUAGUUGAAUUAACUCAGAAGCCAGUUCACCAGCUGUUUGAUUACAUCUGUGGUGUCAGCACAGGUGCUAUAUUAGCAUUCAUGUUGGGAUUAUUUCAUAUGCCCCUGGAUGAAUGUGAGGAACUUUAUCGAAAAUUAGGAACAGAUGUGUUUUCACAAAAUGUCAUCGUUGGAACAGUGAAAAUGAGUUGGAGCCAUGCAUUUUAUGACAGUCAAACAUGGGAAAAUAUUCUUAAGGAUAGAAUGGGAUCUUCACUAAUGAUUGAAACAGCAAGAAACCCCACAUGUCCUAAGGUAGCUGCAGUAAGUACCAUAGUAAACAGAGGGAUAACACCAAAAGCUUUUGUGUUCAGAAACUAUGGUCAUUUUCCUGGAGUCAACUCUCACUAUUUGGGAGGCUGUCAGUACAAAAUGUGGCAGGCCAUUAGAGCCUCAUCUGCUGCUCCAGGCUACUUUGCAGAAUAUGCACUGGGAAAUGAUCUCCAUCAGGAUGGAGGUUUGCUUCUGAAUAAUCCUUCAGCAUUAGCAAUGCACGAGUGUAAAUGUCUUUGGCCAGACGUCCCAUUAGAGUGUAUAGUGUCCCUAGGCACUGGACGUUACGAGAGUGAUGUAAGAAACACCAUGACAUAUACAAGCUUGAAAACUAAACUGUCUAAUGUUAUCAACAGUGCUACAGAUACGGAAGAAGUCCAUGUAAUGCUUGAUGGUCUGUUACCUCCUGACACCUAUUUUAGAUUCAAUCCUGUAAUGUGUGAAAAUAUACCUCUAGAUGAAAGCCGGAAUGAAAAGCUGGAUCAGCUGCAGUUGGAAGGGUUGAGAUACAUAGAAAGAAACGAAGAAAAAAUGAAAAAACUUGCAAAAAUAUUAAGUCAAGAAAAAACAACUCUGCAGAAAAUUAAUGAUUGGAUAAAACUAAAAACUGACAUGUAUGAAGGCCUUCCAUUCUUUUCAAAAUUGUGAUGAGUGUUUGUGUAUAUUCCCAUAAUGAAGGCCUGUUCCGAAGAUCCACCAAAUUCAGUGAGGAAUCGUGGGGUUCAACAUUAGUUAACUUUGAAAUAUUUAUGAAUUCUUGGGGAUCCCCAAAAAGACGGGGCUUGGGCCAGCUUGCACAGCACAGGGGGUAUACCUGGUUUCAGAAUAUAUAAGGAAAUUAGGUUUUUAUGGUGUUAAUAAUUAACUGUGCAUUAGGAAUCUUACUGUUGUGUUAGUUGGUUGUAGUAAAUAUUGGUGUUAUAUUGUUUGAUGUUUGAAAAUUUAUUAAUAUAUGUGCCAAACAAGAACUAAAAAAUAUCAUACUUGAUAUUUCUUCUGUAGUCACCAUAAUCAUGUUGAAUUUACUUGAUCAUUGAUUUUCUUCUAUGUGGAAAAAGCUAAUUACUUAAAUUUAUAUCACAUGUUUUUAUCAGCUACAUUCUACAAUCUAAAUGUUGCCUUUUGCUGUAAUAUCAUUUAAACAUACAGAAAAUUGGAAUUUUCUUUGUCAGAGCACUUUUACAUUGAAAAUAUGAAAGAAUCAGAUACAGUUUUCUAUUCCAACUUAUUUCAACAUCGUUUGACUAAAAAUUAAAAGUUAUAGGAGAGAUUUCAGUCAAUCGCUUUCUGCCCUUAAAAUGUCAGUGUAAUUGUGUAUGUUAACUUUUCUAGUGUUAGCUUAUUAUUCACUGUUACAAAAUUAUUUGAAUUUAUUAAGAAAAUAUUCCUAUCAAUAACAAGAAUAAACUAUUGAAAUAAUUUAUUAUUAAAAGGCUAAUGUCAUUUUAAGAUUGUCUGUUGUGUGUAACGUAGCUCCCCAUCUCUUUGUGGCAUUUGAAUAUACCAGUUAACAGUAGUAUGCACUAAAAAAUGUUAGUCUUUUUUUUGCCAUAUUAACUCCUUUAACUGUCUAGAUUUCAUAGAAAUUAAUAACAUAUACCAACUCAAAUCAUUGUUUAUGCCAACCAAAUUCAUCUCUGUUGGAUUAUCUAUCUGCCUUGUUAAUCAUGUUUAGAUUUGUGAAGAAAAUGAAAAAGGUAAGUGCCCUUUGCUUUGUACAUAUAAACUAAAGCUAACGACUUCUGUCACCCAGACUGUCGCGUUGCUUCUUUGCAACACUGGUUUAUAGAGUGUGAUGCGGUUUGGUGAGUGCUGAGGGGAGCUGGGAGUCUGAAUGCUAAUCCCACCUUCACUGCAGAGUCCUAUUUGUGACCUGACAGAGGGCAGAAACCUUUCUGAGGUUCAGAUACUUCAUUUGUAAAAUUAGGACAGCUAGCUCUAAAAUAUUAAAAUAUUAUUUACAUUUCUUUAUAGCAACCUAAAAACUAAUCUGUAACUGUAUAAGCAAAAUAUAGGAAGAGAUAUGAACAUGAAUUUUCAGUACAACAUAGGUAAAAUGUGUUUUUUUAGAAGUAAAAAAGAAUAUUUUAGAAAUAAAAUGUAAUAAAUUCUCCAACUCAUCAGUUCUGUAAAAUAUAGAGAAUAAGAAGUACAGGUGGGCAGUUACAGAAUAGCCAUGGGGAUCUAAAAUAACAGUAUAGGAAAUGGAAUAGCCAAAGAAAUUACACGCAUGACCCAUGGACAUGAACAAUGGUGAGAGCAUUGCUGAGGGAAUGAGGGGGUGCUGGGUAGAGA
Molecule: messenger RNA, 4232 nt
Organism: Artibeus jamaicensis (Jamaican fruit-eating bat)
Lineage: Eukaryota; Metazoa; Chordata; Mammalia; Chiroptera; Phyllostomidae
Gene: PNPLA8
Product: patatin like phospholipase domain containing 8
Exons: 10
Coding region: 237-2585 (782 amino acids)
Biological process (GO): arachidonate metabolic process
Cellular component (GO): membrane
Source: RefSeq, a predicted model, not a curated record